Messenger RNA from Harpegnathos saltator (Jerdon's jumping ant), 1236 nucleotides. It is a transcript of the gene FRG1, whose product is annotated as FSHD region gene 1. Gene Ontology annotation, molecular function: actin filament binding. Lineage: Eukaryota; Metazoa; Arthropoda; Insecta; Hymenoptera; Formicidae. Bases 186 to 962 code for a protein of 258 amino acids. Gene Ontology annotation, cellular component: striated muscle dense body; catalytic step 2 spliceosome; nucleolus. The record is from RefSeq and is a predicted model, not a curated record. The transcript has 5 exons.
UAUUCUUAUAUUGUGACAUCUUAAUAGCUGAUAUUUGUUUUGCUGUCCAUUUAUUAUUUCAAAGUAUAUUGUAAAGUGUAAUUCAUAUUUUGUAUUUAAAAACCUAACCUAGAUUCCAAUAGUUUCAUUUGUUACUUAUUCUUGAUAUCGCAACAAAUUCUAACAAAAACUGCAAAAGCCUUAUAAUGUCAGAGUAUGAAAAAGUGAGAACAGGAAAAUUGGUGUUGAAGGGUGAAAAAUCAAGGCCAAAAAAGCGAAAGCAUAAGAAGCAAGAGAAGGAACAGGAUGUAACUGUGGAAGACAAAGAUACUGUUACUCAUGGAGGAUGGUGGAAAGUUAAGAAUGUAUUUGAAAUUACGGGGACAAUAGCUAUAGAAUUUGGAAAUCAUACUUACUUGAAAGCACUUGACAAUGGACUAUUUACUCUCGGCGCACCACACGAUGAGGGCGAUGGUCCAUCGCCAGAAGAAAUUUUGACAGCAUUCCCUAUAAAUGAAACUAAAAUUGCUUUGAAGUCAGGAUAUGGCAAAUAUCUCGGUGUUGACAAGAAAGGUAUCGUUAUCGGACGAAGCGAUGCAGUCGGACCUAUCGAACAAUGGGAACCAAUUUUUCAAGAUAACAAGCUUGCUAUAUUACAUAGCACAGGAUGCUUUGUGUCAGUUACAAGUGACGAUGAUGUGAUUUGCCAAAAUAGAACAGCUGGCCCAUCAGAAUAUAUCGUCAUCAGAAGUAUAACACAACGUUCUCAAAGUCCUAGUUGGGAUAUACCAAAAGAGGAACAAGGUUCACUGGCAGAUGUUGAAGUAAAUUAUGUGCGAAAAUUCCAAAAGUUUCAAGACAAAAAGUUAAGGAUAAAUAAAUCCGAUCGUUCCGAAUUGAAGAAGGCAAGAGUAGAAGGGAAUUUACACGAGACUCUGUUAGACAGAAGAAGCAAAAUGAAAGCUGAUCGUUAUUGUAAAUAAAUUCAGUACUAUAAUAUAUCAUUGAAACGUACGAAUUAUUUAUAUCAAAUAUAACCUCUAGAUGUAAAAAUUUUAUUAAAUAUAUGCAAGUUAUCGUUACAUGUAGUUGAUUGUUACUAAUUGGCACUACCAUAUAAUACAUAAUAUACAUGAAGGGUACAGGACACGAUGAGAACUCAUUAAAUUUACAGAGAAACCAUAAUUGUUCGCAAUAUCUAUCCUACUUUGCCACAUGUUACGCAAUUAUUCGUAACAUUAUUGAUAAGAAAAAAAA